AUGUCUGAGCUUGAUGCUGACCUUUAUGGCGAUCUCUACGGCAACGAUGAGCCUGAAUUUCCAACUUCAGCAGAAAACGGCGACCAAUCUAAACCAGAAGAGUCUCUUCUAUCGGAAGCGCACCCUCAAGCGCCUGCUGCUUCCGCUGUGAAGGUUCCCCAACCGACAAUAUCAAAACAGCCUUCACCGGUCGUGCCGGCCGCCGCCAUCAAAGCACCUGUAACAGAGACCUAUCCAGUACAGACUUAUGAAGAAUACGCGUCGACUAAUGCUCAAUCUGGACCUCCUGCUUAUGCUACUCCCACUACACAGCAAAUUCCGACUUACCAGCAACCUCAGUCCGACUAUGCAUCAGACUUGGGCCAACAUGAAGGUGUGGGUAGUUAUGACCGCCAACAUAGCCACGAGAGGAGUGUACGGCCCUCGGAGAUGAAGGAUGAAGGGUGA
Messenger RNA from Suillus fuscotomentosus, 447 nucleotides. RefSeq lists its product as uncharacterized. Bases 1 to 447 code for a protein of 148 amino acids. NCBI's taxonomy places the organism in Eukaryota, Fungi, Basidiomycota, Agaricomycetes, Boletales, Suillaceae. The record is from RefSeq and is a predicted model, not a curated record. The transcript has 2 exons.